AUGCUGGUCUCUUUGACGGUCGGCAAAGUUGACGCUGGCGUCGCAGUCCUUCUGACUGAGGACAAACGCCUGAUAGAGUUCCCUUCCAUCUUACUCCCACCCUCAAUCACUUCCGGCUCUAUUGUCGACAUUACAGUGUCCCAGAACUUUGACGCAGAACAGAAGUCGCAAGCUGCCUUUGAAUCCCUCCAGUCACAGAUCCUCAACACAUAUGGCCUUCAGACACCUGCGACGCCGGAGCUCAGACUACGCAAUGCUACCCAAAGUACUAUCGUUCUCGAAUGGGAUCCCAUACAGCUUGCGACUACAACCCUGCGAUCGUUGGCUUUGUACAGAAAUGGACAGAAAGCAGGCAAUAUCCCAAGACCGAUGGAUAUGCUGAGCACAAAGAUCAGUGGCCUUCAGAUGGAUGCGGAAUACUCCUUUUACUUGGUGCUGCGCACAAGUGGAGGUACAUACACCAGCAAUGUCCUCAACGUCAAGACACACGACAUGAAGAACUUGACUGGCAUUCGUGUCACACCUGGUGUCCUGCCGCCGCAGCUACGCGAGGCUCUCGAAACGGCAGUCGAGAGAAUAGGCGCUAAGAUUAUCGAUACGCCGCGGAUAGACACGACGCACUUUGUUUGCACUGAAGGUCGUGGCAAAGAUUGGGAAAGAGCAAAUGAGAUGAAUAUCCCGGUGGUACGGCCGGAAUGGAUCGAAGGGUGCGAACGAGAAGGGCACAUAGUCCCUGUGAAGGGUUAUUACCUGGACGCAAACCCCAAACACCGCAACAUCGGCUCUAACCCAUCCUUAUCUGGCCCUCCGGCCAUGUCUUCUCCAGCCAGCCAACAAGCUAUGGCAGCAAGCCAGCAAGAGCUACCUCUGCGCGCCCAGGGGCCGAAGUCGCCAGAUCGGGAGAGCACAGUCAGUGGAGAACCAGGUCCAGAGGUCAACGAGCCUCCGACGCCGCCGCCAAAGGAUGAGCGAAACCGCCCAGAAACGAUCGCUGAAGAUACACAUGAUGAAAGUGAGGACGAAGGCGACGAUCCGGAGAAGCCGCGUGUACCUGAGGAGAGGACAACGGCUGCUUCUGCCCAAGAAGUUGACGAGGAUUCGGAUGCGGACGAGGAAGCAGCAUCAGCGAGCGCUUCGGAGGCAAAAGAUCCAGACAAUAAGAAGGACAAAGGCGGCGAGAUGGAGGACGUUGCAUUGUGA
Molecule: messenger RNA, 1200 nt
Organism: Cyphellophora europaea CBS 101466
Lineage: Eukaryota; Fungi; Ascomycota; Eurotiomycetes; Chaetothyriales; Cyphellophoraceae
Exons: 2
Coding region: 1-1200 (399 amino acids)
Biological process (GO): conjugation with cellular fusion; Golgi to plasma membrane transport
Cellular component (GO): trans-Golgi network; exomer complex
Molecular function (GO): protein dimerization activity
Source: RefSeq, a predicted model, not a curated record